GGCUUCUACGCCCUAGGUAGUGCACUGUAGAAGUCCAGGUAAGGGGUUUGGGAUAGAGUGUGAGAAAGUGUUUGUGGGGGAAGCGACUAGCUGAAAGUGGACAAAAGUUGAGUUAAAGUGUGCCAGCGUGCGCGUGAAGGUGAAAAGAUGUCCCUGGUGGAUUUGGGGAAGAGGCUUUUAGAGGCUGCUCGUAACGGUGAGGAUGAAGAAGUGAGGAAGCUGAUGGCCAACGGUGCCCCCUUCACCACAGACUGGUUGGGAGCAUCUCCACUGCACUUGGCGGCUCAGUAUGGUCAUCGCUCCACGGCCGAGGUUCUGCUGAGAGCUGGAAUCUGUAAGGAUGCGCGCACUAAAGUGGACCGAACCCCACUGCACAUGGCCGCCACCGAAGGCCAUGAGCUCAUUGUAGACUUACUGAUCAGGAAUGGUGCGGACGUGAAUGCUAAGGACAUGUUGAAGAUGACAGCGCUGCACUGGGCCACUCAGCACGGUCACCAUGACGUCGCUCAGCUGCUCAUCAAACAUGGAGCGGACGUUCACGCCCUCAGCAAGUUCGACAAGUCUCCCUUCGACAUCGCCAUGGACAUCCAGCACGCAGAACUGGCCAACCUCCUGCAGGAGGGAAUGCAGAAGCAGGUGAACAGGAAUGCAGAGUCGUCCAUCGCUCCCCAGUUCAUCAUUCAGGGAGGAGUCAUUAACAUCGCUGAGCUGGUCAAACCCAACACAGGUAACAGUGAGGAUGCGGUCGCGGUCAGCGCUCUGGACCAGCAGGUGAUGAGUGAUGCUGGACAGAGGGUGGUUACUAUAGUAACAGAUCAGCAGGGUCACCUACAGACGAGACUCACACAGCCGCUGUACGUCACCAUGCAGAACGGACGGCAAGUGUUGGCCGUUCCCUCCGGUCAGUUCACACAGGAAGCAGUGGAUGAAGAAGCUGAACCUCCGGUACGACGAAGGAAAAUCGAAGUGGUCUCUGUUAAUCACAUUGACACCAGAGACACGGAGCAGCUGCAGAGGCGUCUGGCCGAGGCCAACAUGGCGGCCCAGUUGUACAGACAGCAGCUGCUGCAGAAGGAACAGGAGGCGGAGGAGUACCGCAUGCAGCUGGAGGCCAUCACGGAGCGAGGGAUCACACAGGAGGACGAGUGUGUGGAGGAGAAGCAGGAGGAGGCCGAGGAGGAGGUGGUGCUGCUGGCUGACGGAGACGUGAUGCUCAACACAGAGGAGAUCCACUCCACGGCUAACAUCUCAUAACGCCUCGCCUCGCGGACUCGCACGUUUACGUCCCCGUGUGUGUGUGCGCGCGUGUGUGUGCGCUUUCUUUUUCAGCUCUGGAUCAAGGAGAACAAAAACUUUUACAAGUUUCUAAGAGAAAGACAAACUCUACUAUGUUCCUCUGUGUUUUUUUUUACCUUCUGCUUCAGUAAAAUGAUCCAUGUUUACUGUCUGCCUGAGAAAAUGCUCUGUUUUUCCCUCCAACUCUAUUUUUUUCCUUCAAAGACCAAAUUUAAAGUUGACUCUUCUAAUACAUUUGUGAGCAAUUUCUAAAUCCUGCUUGUCAUUUUUUUUUGUGUUUAUGGAGAUGUGAGUUCUGAUCCAGGGAUGAUUCUGUUCUACUUCACUGCGAUGAUCUUUUCCUCAAACACUUCUACAUUCAGAUCAUCACCAUAGAGUGACUGGAUUUUAACUCUACAGGAAAGUUAAUCUCAGGUACAGAUGGUUUCAGUGUGAAAUUCUUACAGAAAGUAGAGUUAGCGAUGUUGACUAGCACAUUUGUCUUCAAGCUGGACUGAUGAAGUGACCAGAGUGGCUCAGUGUUUAUGAGGUGUGUGUGGGUGUGUCAGUCUUAUUAAAGGAGGCGUGGCCUGUGUGUUCACCCCCUGAGACCAUCACGAUUCAUUUCCAAUAAAUCCUCUAAACACACACUGUA
Hemibagrus wyckioides is the source of this 1930-nucleotide messenger RNA. It is a transcript of the gene gabpb2a, whose product is annotated as GA binding protein transcription factor subunit beta 2a. Gene Ontology annotation, biological process: positive regulation of transcription by RNA polymerase II. Lineage: Eukaryota; Metazoa; Chordata; Actinopteri; Siluriformes; Bagridae. Bases 148 to 1254 code for a protein of 368 amino acids. The record is from RefSeq and is a predicted model, not a curated record. The transcript is spliced from 8 exons. Gene Ontology annotation, cellular component: nucleus. Gene Ontology annotation, molecular function: transcription cis-regulatory region binding; protein binding.